GACCUUACCUCAUUUUAUGUAUCUGACCCAGUGAAAUAAACUUACCCUUCACUGACUUUCUUGCUCUCUGCCUCUGAUUUCAAUAAAAAUGUACUCAUCUCUAAAGACUUCCCUGCUCCCACUGUUAAGUCAGGAUUAUCUUCUACAAGAACUUGGUGCUAAUAAAGUAAGCUACCAUGCAUGACUUGUUGCUAUUAAUAUUUUAGAAUCUUAGCAUUUUAGUACCAUAAGGAAAAAGAAGUAAAAUUCUUGCUUACUUGAUGAAUACAUGUGAUGGGCUGUAGUGGGCUCAUGGUGUGUUUUCUUGAACUGCUCUGAGUGCUGGGUUACAUGUCAUAUUGCUAGUGAUUUGAGUUUGUAGAUUUGUAGUAGUGUUAUGUAGAGACUGCAAAAACAUAAAAUUUCCGUUGAAGGAACUUGCCAUUUUAGUGGCGAUGCUGUGUUGGUUGUAUCUGUGAGAGUAGAAGUGUAAGAUAUUUUUACUGUGCCAAAGCUGCUUGUUUCUUCCACUCCUAAUGUGCUAGUGAGUCUGCAUUGAAAGAUGGUAAAACCAGAGCUGUACCUUCCAGAAGUUCAUUUCUUCCCUAAGACCCCAGAAGAAGAUAACCAGAAGUCGUUCUAGAAAACUACAUGAGAUAGCUGGUCCUCCCAGUACCCGCUGCAGUCCCUUCUGACAGGCUAUCAGUGCCAUAGUAACGACGAGCACACGUCCUAUGGAGAGACAGGCGUCCCCGUUCCUCCUUUCGGAUGCACUUUCUGUUCUGCUCCCCACAUGGAGCAUAUCCUAGCAGUUGCCAAUGAAGAAGGCUUCGUUAGACUGUACGACACAGAAUCACAAACUUUGAAAAAAAAGUGCUUCAAAGAAUGGAUGGCUCAUUGGAAUGCUGUGUUUGACUUGGCCUGGGUCCCUGGUGAAUUUAAACUUGUUACGGCAGCAGGUGAUCAAACAGCUAAAUUUUGGGACGUAAAAGCUGGUGAACUGCUUGGAACAUGCAAAGGUCAUCAGUGUAGCCUGAAGUCGGUUGCAUUUUCUAAGUUUGAGAAAGCUGUAUUCUGUACAGGUGGAAGAGAUGGCAACAUUAUGGUCUGGGAUACCAGAUGCAACAAAAAAGAUGGUUUUUAUAGGCAAGUGAAUCAAAUCAGUGGAGCUCACAAUACCUCAGACAAGCAUACCCCUUCCAAACCUAGAAAGAAGCAGAAUUCCAAAGGGCUUGCUCCUUCUGUGGAUUUCCAGCAGAGUGUUACUGUGGUUCUCUUUCAAGAUGAGAAUACUUUGGUGUCAGCAGGAGCUGUGGAUGGCAUAAUCAAGGUGUGGGAUUUGCGCAAGAAUUAUACUACUUAUCGGCAAGAACCUAUAGCGUCCAAGUCUUUCCUGUACCCAGGUAGCAGCACUAGAAAACUAGGAUACUCAAGUCUGAUUUUGGAUUCUACUGCCUCUACUUUAUUUGCUAAUUGCACAGAUGACAAUGUCUACAUGUUCAAUAUGACUGGAUUAAAGACUUCUCCAGUGGCUGUUUUCAGUGGACACCAGAACUCUACGUUUUAUGUAAAAUCCAGUCUUAGUCCAGAUGACCAGUUUUUACUCAGUGGUUCAAGUGAUGAAGCUGCCUACAUCUGGAAGGUCUCCGCACCCUGGAAUCCUCCUACGGUACUCCUAGGUCAUUUUCAAGAAGUCACAUCUGUGUGCUGGUGUCCAGCUGACUUCACAAAGAUUGCUACCUGCUCUGAUGACAAUACACUAAAAAUUUGGCGUCUACAUAGAGGCUUAGAGGAGAAACCAGGAGGAGAUAAACUUUCCGUAGUAGGUUGGGCCUCUCAGAAGAAAAAAGAGGCAAGAGCUGGCAUAGCAACAGUAACAAGUAACCAGAGUACUCCUGCCAAAGCCCCCAGGGUCAAGAGCAGUCCAUCCGUCUCCUCCCCGUCAUCUGCAGCUUGUGCUCCCAGCUGUGCUGGAGACCUCCCUCUGCCUUCCAAUACUCCCACGUUCUCUAUCAAAACCCCUCCUGCGAAGACCCGGUCUCCCAUCAGCAGAAGAGGCUCUGUCUCCGUGUCUCCCAAGCCACUUCCGUCCUUUAAGAUGUCUAUUAGAAACUGGGUGACUCGAACACCUUCCUCGUCUCCUCCCAUCACUCCACCUGCUUCAGAGACCAAGACCACAUCUCCACGCAAAGCUCUCAUUCCUGUGAGCCAGAAAUCAUCCCAGGCAGAGACUUGUUCUGAGUCUAGAAACAGAGUAAAGAGAAGGCUCGACUCCAGCUGUCUAGAGAGUGUAAAACAAAAGUGUGUGAAGAGCUGCAACUGUGUGACGGAGCUGGAUGGCCAAGUUGAAAAUCUUCAUUUGGAUCUGUGCUGCCUUUCUAGUAACCAGGAAGACCUUGGUAAAGACACUCUGGGUCCUGCCAAAUCCAGCAAGAUGGAAGGAGCUAGCACAAGUAUCUCUGAGCCUCCUUCCCCUGUCAGUCCUUUCAUUUCAGAAAGUUGUGGAACACUGCCUCUCCCCUUGAGACCUUGUGGAGAAGGGUCUGAAAUGGUAGGCAAAGAGAACAGCUCCCCAGAGAAUAAAAACUGGUUGUUGGCUAUGGCAGCCAAACGGAAAGCAGAGAAUUCCUCUCCGCGAAGUCCAUCAUCCCAGACACCCAGUGCCAAAAGACAGAGUGGAAAGACAUCACCGGGCCCGGUCACUAUUACUCCCAACUCCAUGAGGAAAAUCUGUACUUACUUCCAUAGAAAGUCCCAAGAUGACUUCUGUAGUCCUGAACACUCAACGGAAUUAUAAUUACUAGUCUGAAUGAGUCAACUGAAUCCUGGUCCACUGAAACAAGAUGAAAACAGCAGCAAUGUGACUCUCUUUGUAUUGUUUUUGUUUUAAGAAAGCUGCCAUGUUUUCAUUUUUAGAUAAAAUCCUUUCAGCUCUGAAGCGCACUUGAUCUGCCUCUUGUACCGGUUGUUACACACAGCAUUCUUCAGGGCAAAUGCUGGGUUUAAAUUUCAUAACGUAAAUUUGCCAUUUUGUAGCAUUAUGAGUAAAUGGUUUUCACUUUUUAAACAAGACACCUCAGCUUUUGCAGAUAGAAAGUGAAGAGUUGUUAGGCUAACACUUGAUACACACGGAAGCCUUCUGCAGAAGCAGCACAGGCCUGUCUGUGAGGCCCUUCUUAGACCCCUCGAGGGUCAGCCACAAGCAAGUAUAAAACUUUAUUUGAAACAUAAUCUUUUCACUAUGCUUUUGUGUUUUCUUUUCACAGUGUGGUUUAAAAUGUCAUGUUCGGAUAAGUACAUUUUUGGUUCAGUGUUAAAAUAUAGUCUCUUAAGUUAAAGUCAUCUUUAUUUAAAUGCAGUGAUAAAUGUCAGCUCUUUGGAGAAAUUAGAACAACAAUAGAGCUUGUAUUCAUCUUCUCUCAAGUGCCUCCCAUGAGAUUUUAAGGUUCCAUGGUUUUUAUAUUUGUUUGGUUUUGUUUUGUUUUUACCAAGGAAUCCACUAUGUUACCAAUAGCAUGGUUCUCCAUAGGCAGUUUUGAUUUUGCUGUUUACUGGAGAAAGAGGCUUUGUAAUUGGUGAACACACACGGAAAGUUGGAAUUUGACUUGAGCACUCUUCAGUUCUCUAAGCACUGUAACUUGCAUAAAAAGCAGACAUCAGACUUUAAAAAGGAAGGAUUUUCUGCUGAUAUUUUUAUAAAAGAUGAUCGCUCUGAACUAAAAAUCCAUACCUGAAAAAUACAGCUUUCUCUUUGUGUACAUGAAAGCACUAACCUUUUAGAAUAGGCCUGAGGCAAAAGCUAUAGAACUUCCUCUAGAUAUUUAAUA
Ochotona curzoniae (black-lipped pika) is the source of this 3806-nucleotide messenger RNA. RefSeq names its product denticleless E3 ubiquitin protein ligase homolog (gene DTL). Gene Ontology annotation, biological process: proteasome-mediated ubiquitin-dependent protein catabolic process; mitotic G2 DNA damage checkpoint signaling. Bases 773 to 2776 code for a protein of 667 amino acids. NCBI's taxonomy places the organism in Eukaryota, Metazoa, Chordata, Mammalia, Lagomorpha, Ochotonidae. Gene Ontology annotation, cellular component: nucleus. The transcript has 15 exons. Gene Ontology annotation, molecular function: protein binding; protein-macromolecule adaptor activity. The record is from RefSeq and is a predicted model, not a curated record.